Helobdella robusta is the source of this 3348-nucleotide messenger RNA. RefSeq lists its product as hypothetical. Gene Ontology annotation, cellular component: cytosol; membrane. The record is from RefSeq and is a predicted model, not a curated record. Gene Ontology annotation, biological process: intracellular protein localization. Bases 4 to 2424 code for a protein of 806 amino acids. The transcript is spliced from 20 exons. Gene Ontology annotation, molecular function: protein kinase binding. Lineage: Eukaryota; Metazoa; Annelida; Clitellata; Rhynchobdellida; Glossiphoniidae.
AUCAUGAGCCAGGAAUGUGAACUGAUAACUAUCUACGAAACCAUCAAAGGCCGGCUGGACAUCACAUCCACCUCGCUCGUAUUUACCAACUUGUCACCUGGAAGAAACAUUCCAACGGUGGAUGUGAUAAGGUUGCCAGUUGAUCAGCUGAAGGAGAUUCAUUUCAGGAGGUACAACUUGAGGAGAAGUGCUCUCGAGUUCUUCCUCAUCAAUCAGAAUAAUUAUUUCUUGAAUUUUGAAAAAUCGGUAAGAAACAAAAUAUACACUCGCAUAAUACGAUUGAGGCCGCCUAACUUGGUGUACUAUCAGUCAAGAUCGCCGGCAGAGAUCAUCAAGUCAUCUGGUCUCACGCAGAAAUGGGUUCAGAGAGAGAUGAGUAACUUUGAGUACCUCAUGCAGUUGAACACAAUCAGCGGUCGAACGUACAAUGAUCUCAGCCAAUAUCCUGUGUUUCCUUGGGUAUUGAGUGAUUACAAGUCCUCAACGUUGAACCUCGACGAUCCCAACGUGUACAGGGAUCUCGCAUGGCCCAUAGGUGCUGUCAAUCCAAGACAUAGGGAGCAAUUGAGGGAUAAAUAUGAAAGCCUGUCAGACAACUCAUCCGAUGCAUCAGAUAGAUUCCACUAUGGAACCCAUUACUCCAAUCCCGCUGGCGUUAUGCACUACCUCGUCAGGCUGGAGCCAUUCACGUCACUACAUGUUCAACUGCAGGAUGGGAGUUUUGACGUGACGGACAGACAAUUCCACUCGUUAUCUUCUACUUGGGAUACAUUGAUGAACAAUCCAAAUGAUGUUAAGGAACUCAUCCCAGAGUUCUUCUACCAUCCUGAAUUUCUUGUUAAUGUUAAUGAUUUAGACCUGGGAGAGAUGCAGAACAGCGACGAGAGGUUCGGUGACGUCAUCCUACCUCCAUGGGCUUCCUCUGCCAAUGAUUUCAUCGACAAGCACAUGCAGGCUCUGGAAUCAGACUACGUGUCAGAGAACCUGCACAAGUGGGUUGACCUCAUUUUUGGCUACAGGCAGCAAGGAGAGGCCGCUGUAGAGGCACUCAACGUCUUCUACUACUGCACAUACGAAGGUGCCGUUGAUUUGGACGCCAUAACAGACGAGAAGAAGAAGAAAGCGCUUGAGGGGAUCAUCAAGAACUUCGGACAGGCACCGUCACAACUCUUCAAGGAGCCACAUCCCAAGCGGCUGAGCAAGCGUGAGUGGUUGAAUCAGGCGUCGAAGGUUGACAGAGUCAUGUGCCUUUUCAACAGCGUCAACAACCUCAAAAUAUUCCAAGUCCAGGGUGCACCAUCCAACGGCCUCCCAUUGGUCCACGUAGACAUACCCAACAACCAAUCAUAUAGCUUGCCACAAUGGAACAAUGCAUCGUUAAAUAUGAUUUGCAUAACGGCGGAUGGUGUUUUAGGGGUUCAUUCCUGGCUACCUUAUGAUAGGAACAUAUCUAACUUUUUCACCUUCACUUCAGAUGUCUCCAUGUUCAAUCCAAGAUCUCAAAAAAAGUUAUUCACUUCUUCAAGUCUAGCCACUACAUAUCAGUCGUCAUCGUCAGCAUCAACAGCUUCAUCAACAAUGAAACUUUUUGUCGUUACACCAGACGCCAGAUUGAUUGUGAGUGGAGGACAUUGGGACAACAGCAUGCGAGUGUUUAGUCUGGUGAAGAUGAAGCAGAUCACAUCAAUUGUUUAUCAUACCGACGUCAUUACGUGUCUGGCCAUGGAUAGACUCGGAAAGAGAUUGGUCACUGGAUCGAGAGACGCCACGUGCAUUGUUUGGGAAAUUAUUUAUAAGGGAUCAAAAAGUGAGACCAUAAAUUCAACACCUCUCAAACUUUUGUACGGACAUUCGACGGAGAUCACCUGCCUGUCACUUUCAUGGGAGCUUGAUGUUGUCGUCUCUGGCUCCAAGGAUGGCUUGGUGGUCGUGUACACGCUGCAGGAUGGCCUGUACGUUCGUACACUGCAACCGCCGCACGCCAAAGGCUGGAUGGUUUCCGUGGAACAAAUGGCCAUGUCGCACCUCGGACACAUCUGCGUCUUCUGCAAACAUCAAAUCAUCAACAGCAGCAGCAACGGCAACAGCAGUGAUGACGGUAGCCGCAGUACGAGCAUCUCCACUGGUGAAAAGGAGAAGUUGACGAUGCAUUUGUAUUCGAUCAACGGGAAGCAUCUCUCAAAGGAAGACCUGCAAGAUCACGUCUCUGAUAUGAUCAUUCACUCUGGAUUCCUAUUGGUCGGAUUUUCCAGUGGACAAUUUGUCAUCAAAAAACUUUAUGGCCUUAAAACGGAAGCUACGCAGAAUUUCAACAGUGCAAUAAAAUGUCUGGCUAUGUCGCCAGGUGGCAGUCAUCUCCUCGUUGGCUUGAUCUCUGGUUGGAUCAUGAUACUCGCGCUGGAUAGGGUGUCGGAGCUCAAGUGAUCGAGGCGUUGAAUUCGUUCCAUGGAAAUGUAUUGUUGAUAUUAUUUUAAGAUUUCCAAUGUUGUACAUUUAACUUUUUAUUCAUUAAGAUUUCUUUUGCAUUUACUGUUAGUAGGGCUACGUUAGAUUCGGUUGAACGUGUAUUGUUUCCAUUGUCUACUAAUUUUAACAUGUUGACGGCGUCGAUCCGAUAUGUGUGAUUGAGUUUUUUUGCAGCCUGUGAUGAAUAUUUUACACGCGUUUCAAGCUAUUGCAUCCUUAUUGUACACGCCAAAUGACUAAAACUCCUAUGCAAAACUUGAUUGACGAUGGCGUAACUGUUGAGAAGAUUUUAGUUUUAGUAUUUAUGUGCAUUUGAUUUGCAUUUACUACGAUUAAUUUUUUUUUUUAUAUUUUUAAAAUUGCAAAUUAUUAAUACAUUCGUUUGUAUGAUCAAGUGCUGACAUGAUGAAAAGGCUACCAAUUAAUUGCCAACGUUUGUUCUUUAAAUUACUUUUGUUAUCAUGUUUUUAUCAUGAAUUAUAUUAAUUACUCCCGUAAUUAUAAAAUAGGUUUCGAAAAAUUGAAACGUGAUUUUUAGUUCAAUUAUAUUAAUUAGUUAAUUUUAAUUGAUUAUUUGAACGUUUUAUUGGCCAUUUUAGUGUAACAGCUAACUUUUAAUCUGUGAACUAAUAUUUGAAAUACUUCAUUGCAUUAAUUUUUCGCUUUUAUCUAUUCAUCCAUUUGGUUGGCUGAUGUCUACAGUGCCAUAGAUGUUAAUGAAUUCCGUAUAAGCUCCUGGUGAUCCAUGUCAAUAAAAUUUAAUCCAUUGUUUAUAAACAACUUGAAAAUAAUAAAUUAAUUGUUUCGUCAUUUUAAAUUUUACAUCGCUUUUCGUUUGGGGUGUUAACAUCACCGAAAUAUCGUUUUAUAAAAAAAAUUUAA